Morus notabilis is the source of this 1488-nucleotide messenger RNA. RefSeq names its product zinc-finger homeodomain protein 9. NCBI's taxonomy places the organism in Eukaryota, Viridiplantae, Streptophyta, Magnoliopsida, Rosales, Moraceae. Gene Ontology annotation, cellular component: nucleus. Gene Ontology annotation, molecular function: transcription cis-regulatory region binding; DNA-binding transcription factor activity. Gene Ontology annotation, biological process: regulation of developmental process; regulation of DNA-templated transcription. The record is from RefSeq and is a predicted model, not a curated record.
CCUCCUCGUCAAACUGAAAAAGAAAAAAAAAAACCCACCAUUUUUUUUAACCUUUUUCUUUCCCAAAACACUUUCUCCUUAAUCUCUAAGAGCUCAUUUCUUCUUUCUCUAUGAACGGUCUUGGUCAUAUUUAUAAUCCUCAAAAAGACCUCUAAUAAUCCUAACAACCCCAUAAAAGCAAACACUUUUUUUUUUUGUUUUUUGUUUUUUAUUUUAAAGAACCCUAGAUGUUUGAGCCAUGGAAAUAGCCUCUACAACAAUCACCGCCACCACCGCCAACGUCACAGCUGCAGGCACCACAAAAUCCCCAGAAGCCGAGAGCGAGACUCCGACCCGGAUCCAAUCCGCCAAGCCCUUGUCGUUCAGCAACGGAGUACUGAAACGCCACCACCCCCAUCACAACAAUCACCACCACCAACACCACCACCACCACCACCACCACGCCGUCGUGGUGACGUACAGAGAAUGUCUGAAGAACCACGCGGCCAGCCUCGGCGGCCACGCCCUCGCCUGUGGCUGCCACCGCAACUUCCACCGCCGUGACCCCGACGAUCCUCUCCCCACCGCCACCACCAACCCUUCCUCCGCAGCCGCCGCAACUCACGUAAUCGAAUACCAACCCCACCACCGUCACCACCCCCCGCCGCCACCCAACCGCAGCCCCAAUUCCGCCUCUCCACCGCCGAUUUCCUCUUCCUACUACCCCUCCGCUCCCCACAUGCUCCUAGCUCUCUCCACUGGAGGAGCCGCGCCCCAAGAUAACCAUAACCAUAAUCAUCUCGCAGGAGUGGGACCCACGGGUGCUGCUGCUGCUGUGGUGGCUGCUCCUCCUGGCGUCAUUACGCCGAGCUCGAGCAGCCGGAAGCGAUUCCGGACGAAAUUCAGCCAGGAUCAGAAGGAGAAGAUGUGCCAAUUCGCGGAGAAAGUCGGGUGGAAGAUGCAGAAACGGGAUGAGGAGCUUGUCCGGGAGUUUUGCGGCGAAAUCGGAGUCGACAAGGGAGUUCUCAAAGUUUGGAUGCACAAUAAUAAGAACACUUUUGCGAAGAAGGAUCACAAUAACAAUAAUAACAGUGUUAAUGGAGGUCAGAACAGUAUUUUGGAGCAAACCCACAACAACAACAACAACAACAGUAUUAAUGGCAAUAACAGCAACGACACCACCAAAGGCGACGGCGAUGGCGACGACGACGACAACGACAACAUGGAGGAUGAUCCAAACCACUACGAUCAAGAUCACCGUCAUCACCAUGGUGAUGGUGGAGCGGGACAUCAUGUAUCGACUAAUGGGUCUUCAUCUUCAUCUUGAUCCUUUUGGAGAUAAAAUUAAUAAGGUCAUGUUAAUUAGAUAGAGUAAGAGACUUUGGUAUUAAAUUUUAGUUGUUUCUUAAUUUACUCUUCUUUCCUUUUUUUUUCUUUCUUUGUUUAGUGUUAAUUAAUGAGAUCGUUACUUUGUUGAGGAUAUAACAUGCGAGCGAUUGAAUGAUGCAA